This is a messenger RNA of Siniperca chuatsi (mandarin fish), 5573 nucleotides long. RefSeq names its product TAR DNA binding protein b (gene tardbpb). Gene Ontology annotation, molecular function: RNA binding. The coding region runs from base 527 to 1735 and encodes 402 amino acids. Lineage: Eukaryota; Metazoa; Chordata; Actinopteri; Centrarchiformes; Sinipercidae. The record is from RefSeq and is a predicted model, not a curated record. The transcript is spliced from 5 exons. Gene Ontology annotation, biological process: regulation of gene expression. Gene Ontology annotation, cellular component: nucleoplasm.
CGUAGUUCCUUUUUUGCUUAGAUAACAAUACCAUUUUGGUAGGCCUUACUUGGUGCUAUCUUUUUUCGCCUCGUGGAAAAAAUAUUCCAUGCCGUAGUUCUCACUUUGCAUUUGGGACGAGACGAGCGCCUUAACGAACUUAAUCGGCCUGCGCAAGCCAUUUUGAGGAAAUCGUUUUGUCGGAUUAGUUAGCGGAGGGACCGUACGCAGUUUUCAUUAAGUGGCACAGUGUUGACGACACAGCUCACGUCUCUACGAACAAAGGAACAGUAAGGUCGAUGCACGCUCGUUGGCGCACGCGGAGCGAAUUGUUUAUGAAAUAAUUUAAGAUUAAACCCACCCUAACGCCAUUUUUGUUGUUGACUUGAGACGUCUUUUCCUCAAAUAUAACUAACGAAUUAGCCUGACUCAUUCAGUCCUGUUAGCAACGUCGGCUAAGGUUAGCCGCAAUUGUGGACAACUAGCGAGCUAACUGCUAACUUUAGCAUUGUUUUGAUUCAAGCAAUAAGUCUUCUUUUUUGGGAAAAUGGCCGAAGUAUAUAUUCGAGUGGCAGAGGAGGAAAACGAGGAACCCAUGGAGAUCCCGUCCGAAGACGACGGCACUGUUCUGCUUUCAACCGUGGCAGCUCAGUUUCCAGGGGCUUGUGGCCUACGAUUCAGGAGCCCCGUGUCUCAGUGCAUGCGAGGAGUGCGUCUUGUAGAAGGGGUCCUGCACGCACCAGAAAACGGAUGGGGGAAUAUCGUGUAUGUGGUGAACUAUCCAAAAGACAACAAAAGGAAAAUGGAGGAAAUUGAUGCAUCCUCUGCGGUGAAAAUGAAGAGAGGGGACAUGAAGACAUCUGACCUGAUCGUGCUGGGUCUUCCUUGGAAAACAACUGAGCAGGACCUGAAAGACUACUUUAGCACAUUUGGAGAAGUCAUAAUGGUUCAGGUAAAACGAGAUGCCAAGACAGGAAACUCUAAAGGAUUUGGCUUUGUGAGAUUCACAGAGUAUGAGGCUCAGGAAAAGGUGAUCUCCCAGCGCCAUAUGAUUGACGGAAGAUGGUGUGACUGCAAGCUCCCUAACUCGAAGCAAGGUCCAGAUGAGCCAUUGAGGAGCCGGAAAGUGUUUGUUGGCCGUUGCACAGAAGACAUGACCACAGACGACCUUCGGCAGUUCUUUAUGCAGUAUGGAGAAGUCACAGAUGUCUUCAUCCCCAAGCCAUUCCGUGCUUUUGCCUUUGUUACAUUUGCAGAUGAUCAGGUUGCCCAGUCUCUCUGUGGAGAGGACCUAAUUAUCAAAGGUGUCAGCGUUCACAUCUCAAAUGCUGAGCCCAAACAUGGCAAUAGGCAGUUUGAUCGCACAGCACGGUUUGGGAAUGGUUUUGGAGCUCAAGCAUUUGGUAGCAGCCGUAGUGGGUUAGGGAGCAGCACUAACAGUAGUCUGGCUAAUUUUGGUUCCUUCAGUUUGAACCCUGCUAUGAUGGCCGCUGCUCAAGCUGCUCUGCAGAGUAGUUGGGGGAUGAUGGGCAUGCUGGCUAGCCAGCAGCAGACAUCCACCUCAGGCAGCACCCCCAGUGGAACAAGCUCUAGUAGGGACCAGAGUCAGUCUUUCAGUACAGGCAACAGCAAUUAUGGCACCAGCUCAGCCAGUCUUGGCUGGGGAACAGGGUCAAACUCUACAACCAGUGGCAGUGGGUUUAGCUCAGGUUUUGGGUCCAGUAUGGAGUCAAAGUCAUCUGGGUGGGGUAUGUAAGUUAAAUGUUUGUAUGGUAAGUAUUGUGAAAAAGAUGAGUCUUUUCAAAAUUAAUUUCCGGUGUUGAUGCGUAUCUGAAAACUUUAACACUUUUGUGGAAGAUGUUUUGUACAUUUGGAAAACAAGCUAAAGAUUUAAUUUAGAAAGUGUUGAAGUGAAUUGUUUACCAGGAUGUCUGACUAAAGUGCUAUUUUUGAUGUCUCAUUUGUUUGUAUCCAUUUCAACUGGAUUCUCUAAUGCAUGUAUUGUGAAAUGUGAUAACCAUUUUGAAAAAUGCAUGAAUGUUUGUGGUUUACCAUUAUCCGGCUUUGUCAUCGACUUAAAAAGGCAAUCUUGCAUUGGGAAGAAUCUGGUUGAAACCUAAAUGUUUUAAGUGCAACUUUAUUUGCAGUCAAGUUCUGUGGAAAAGCCUUCAUUGAAAUCUCUUCUGCAGUUCACCUCUCUUCCAUUUUCCUGUGAGGAAGCUCCUAUUUGGCAGCAUUCUUGGGGUGAUAUCGGUAUCAUUCUCCCUCUUCCCACCUGUAAAUGCUAUGCCAUCAAAGAACGGCUUCACUCCGCAUGUUCUAAGAGACGGUGGGUGUUUUCACUUUUAUCCACUUUUAAAUGGAAAGAACUGCGCAACUGACAUUUUAAGAACUGAUGAGUGCGAUUGAGGAUGGCUUGUGGCGAAGAGUGAAGCGAUGAGUGAGCGAACGGAGAGACGCGUGAAACGGACUGGUUGUGCGGUGAAAGAGCCCAAUUUGACUGCUUUUUGAGUGUGUGAGUGGAAGCUGCAGAUGCUACGAGCGCCUCCCCCUAACAUGGACAUUCUUUAAUUAGUACUUCAAGAUUUUUUUUUUUUAAUCUUUGCAAGUAUUUCCUUACUCUUUAAGUAUGUCGAUCAAGUGCAGAAAUAUCAAAAUGUAGUGGAAUGUUGUGAUGAAUAUUUGUAUUGCUUAUAUUAUCUGAUUUGAAUGCUGUAUGGUGUGUGCUUUCAUGUUAUUGAACUGAUCUGUAAGUGUGUACUUGAUGUGGAUGACACCUGCUGAAGACUCUGGGAGACGCGAGUGAUAGUGUGAGAACGUGGAGUGGUGUGUCCAAUGGUUCCCAGUAGCUCUUGUUUUGUGAGGUGUUUAAAAACAUGUCAAAUGAAGGGAGUUGUAUAAUAAAGUUCAUUUGAAUAGAUGCUUAGUUGAUAUUACUUGAGUCAAUUUGUCAAAUAAAAAAACAUCUAAUUCGAUUCACAUAUCUAGGGACCUUGGGCUCUGCUGGUCGAGGUCUCCGUUUGAACCCUGACUGAAGUGUGUUCUGAAGGACGAAGACGGAAGUUCCAACACUUUCAGUGUGUGGCCUUCUCAGACAUGACAUGGGGUAGUACCUGUCUUUUUGCUGCUUUUGAUGGCUUGUCAGAGUGAAUUAUCCCUUCUUGAUUAUUCACAGCUACUUUUAAGGUUAGAGACAAGUUCUUACGGGGUCAUUAUCUUUAUUUUAACCGUAAACAGAUGAGCUCAGCAAUGUGGCAUAACCUCUCAAAACAAUAGUUAUCUACACUAAUUUGGCUAAAGUAAUAAGACAACUGAUGGCACAUUGCUGAGCCUUGGAAGUGGUGAUUAGGAUUUUUAGGUGGCCUUUGACACUCAGUGGCCACUUUAUUUGGGUACACCUGUACAAUCAAUUGCAAUUCAUUUGUAAGAAGUUUAUAAUUUUUUGUUGACAGUUGUCAAAUGUGUAAAUUAAUUUGUUUAAUACUGAGGCCAUAGGUGGUGGUGUACUGGACUACAGUAUAUUGUAAUAUUUGUCCACCCUAGUUACAUACAUGAAGGGGGCAGAAUAUUAGAAGCAACUGAGUGUAAUACACUCAGUACAACACCACCUCCAUGCUGAAACUGUUCAAAUAACACCUGUCAGAGAAAAAAUAAGUUACAGGCAUAAAAUUAGAAAUAAAUGCACGUGUAUUGGAUUGAUAUUAGAUUGUACAGAUGUACCUAAUAAAGUGGUCACUGAGUGUAUGCUAUGGAUAGUUUGGCCGGCAGUCUUAACAGUACAUUUAAGGUUUCCCCACCUGCAAAACAACACAUAUUUAGAUCAUUCUUGUUACAUUCUGGAGAAACAAGGCAGGUAUGUAAUUUAGCAGUCUAAACCGCUCUAAUAGAAGAUUAUGAAGUUAGGUUCAGAGUUCUUGUAGUAAGUGUCAAUUUGACAGAGCUUUGAAAAAACAAAACAUUAAAUCAGUUCAAAUGCACUAUACUUUGACAUUGCAUCAGCAGGUCCCAGGACACGUCUUAAUUUGUUCUAAACCUGCUCAAAGUGUACAAGAAACUACUGUAUGCUGUAGAAUUCAUGAAAGUUGAAAUGCAUAAUUCCUAUAACAGAAUGACUGUGACACCUUGUAUUAGUCAGCUUUCAUGUUUAUUUGAAUGUUGGGCACAAGUGAGACGCUGCAAGUCUGCCUGUGUCUUGUCCUUUAUUCUCUGCUUUCCUCCUCAGUGUCUCUGCUCUUCCUCUUCCCAGUAUUCUUCUUUUUCAAAUCCCUCUGCUCCUGGUUCAGUUCUUCACUUUUAUUUUGUAUGUAGAUGGACUGAAAUAAAGGCAAAUUAAACAUUACAUUUGCUCUGCUGCAGAAUAUAUAUACUCCCACACGGUUCCAGUAUACUGCAUUACUAGGAUGAAAUGUGUUUGAGUGGCCUACAUUUACUUGGCAUAACUAUAUGCGUUUGAUUUGGACUUGUUGGCUCAUACGUUACUAGACGUGGUAUACAUGACUGAGUGCUCUAUAAUUCCCUUUUGACAGUACAGUGGAAAUAACUCACCAAUGCAGUACUGCGACGGGCUACAAGCUUUACAUCUUCCGCAGACGCUGUGCUUCUUUUAGCAUGCCUGAAAUGAAAUUUGAGAAUGUAAAUCAGAUGAAUAAAAAGAGAUUAUGAAAAAGUUGAGAUUAUACUAGUUCGACUAAGACAAAUGAACAAAAGACCUCACCUGGUAUUUUGGCUACAUUUUAAAGACAGUUUAGGGUUAACUCAUCUGUUAAUAUGGUUACAAAAAUAAAGAUGCUCACCUUGCAAAGGCUUCCAGGUCUUUAGCAAAUAUAUCUGGAAAAAAGUGAGUCAACAGUGGGAUGUUGAGUUUAGAUUGACCUGUGGCAAUUAUGAAACGGCAUUGUAUUGAAUGUUGUUACUAAUAUUUUGCCCAACUAUUUACAGACAGGAGGGGUUAAAAUAUUAAAGUUCUUUACAGUUAGUUACACACAUUUCCUAGUACUCUUUACACAGACAACAGCAGCGUUUCAUUGUUUUGACACAAAAUGAAUUAAAUCUUUUGAAAUUCAUUGGCUUUUUCACUCAAACACCAGCAAAACUGCACAUUUUUACAUACUGUCUUUAUAAAAUAACACCAAUUUGCAUCUACAACUUUUAUAAAAAUUUCAAAAUAUAUAUAUAAAAAAAAGACUGAAGACCUAUCCAGGUGAUUUUGCUUUUCAAUUUCAUAUUAUCUAUAAAAAAGAAGCAAAUCUUUGGAAUGUAAACAAUGACACACAGAGGGGCAAUGACUGCUGGGUGCCUGAACAUAUCUGCAGAAAAUUGCCAGGGAUGGAUUGGGUAUGCAAAGAGAUUAUUUUGCCAUGAGAGGACACAAGUUGUGAAGUGGAUAGUAAAUUGUGGCCAAAUGCAGAAGACAGGGUUGUGUAGCACUGCUGUAUAUUUAUUGUAUAGCUGUAUAAAUUACAGUAGUAGCUAUCCCAUACAUGUGCAUAUGGUGUAUAAACAUGCUUUUUGUAUUACAUUACUGGGAUAACUUUAGUUGUAUUAUGGAAUUACUCUGUAAAAAAGUAAAAAAAAUAAAACAUUGAGGCAUACUG